AUGCAUCGUCUUUUUGCUGAGCUGGAGCCAUCUUUAACCGUCACAGAGAAAAACCUAGCAGUCCGAGUUCGGUAUAUCUUGCGAUCAAAUAUAUUUGAUGUCGCCGAACUCGAACGGCUACGACGUGAGGCUGUUCCCUCAUCGGAUGAAAAUGCUACGGCUGAGGAUGCGGCGCCACAAAUUGUAGAGCAACUCGUAAAUGUGGAUGCCGCCGUGAAUACCCCAGUUGUGGUUGAUUCAAACGAUGAUGGAACAGUCGCCCAGGAACUGGAAUUAGAGCAUAUGAGGAGUACAUUGGAAGAGGCGAUUGUGGAAACGCGCAGUACGCCUCUCGAAAAUCGACCGCGACUUCCCCGCAUAGCCCUAAGCAAGCGGAAUCGGGCUGUCGUGAGGGCUCUGAACCCAAUGCUGGUGACCUAUUUGGAAGCCAGCCGGGACCUUUGCGAGACGGACUCAAUUCUUUUUGGCGCCGCGCUGGCAGUCUGCCGUAUCAUAGGCGCCAAGAUUUCCACGACUGGACGCGAUACUGGCCAAAGUAGCGCUAUCUCAGCAUGGGGAAGAAGAAUUGAGGAACGUAUCGCAAAGGCUAGAGCUCUCAUCGGCGAACUGAUAUGCUUCAGAUCAGGCAAUAACAGGCCAUGA
Molecule: messenger RNA, 642 nt
Organism: Parnassius apollo (apollo)
Lineage: Eukaryota; Metazoa; Arthropoda; Insecta; Lepidoptera; Papilionidae
Source: the annotation of a GenBank genome assembly